AUAAACCUAUUCUCUUGCUUUUCACUAAUUACUUUACUUUUAUUAAUUAUCCCCAUUAUAACUACAAGCUCUAAUAUUUACAAAACCUAUAACUACCCUCUACAUGUAAAAACAACUAUCUCAUGUGCCUUCAUUACUAGUAUAAUCCCCACAAUAAUAUUUAUUCAUACAGGCCAAGAAAUAAUCAUCUCAAACUGACACUGACUUACAAUUCAAACAGUUAAACUAUCACUAAGCUUCAAAAUAGACUAUUUCUCAAUAAUAUUUGUUCCAGUAGCAUUAUUUGUCACAUGGUCCAUUAUAGAAUUUUCCAUAUGAUAYAUGCACUCAGACCCUAAUAUUAAUCAAUUUUUUAAGUAUCUCCUUCUAUUUCUUAUUACCAUACUAAUUCUCGUUACAGCAAACAACCUAUUCCAAUUGUUUAUUGGAUGAGAAGGCGUAGGAAUCAUAUCCUUUCUACUCAUCGGAUGAUGAUAUGGACGAGCAGAUGCAAACACAGCAGCCUUACAAGCAAUUCUAUAUAACCGUAUUGGUGAYAUCGGCUUCAUUCUAGCAAUAGCAUGAUUCCUAACUAAUCUCAACGCCUGAGACUUUCAACAAAUUUUCAUACUAAACCCAAAUAAUUCUAAUAUACCCCUAAUAGGCCUCGCAUUAGCUGCAACUGGAAAAUCCGCCCAAUUUGGCCUACACCCAUGACUACCUUCUGCAAUAGAAGGCCCUACUCCUGUCUCAGCAUUACUUCACUCAAGCACAAUAGUAGUAGCAGGCAUUUUCCUGCUAAUCCGUUUCCACCCACUAACAGAAAAUAACAAAUUCGCACAAUCUAUCAUACUAUGUUUAGGAGCUAUCACCACUCUAUUUACAGCAAUAUGCGCUCUCACCCAGAACGAUAUCAAAAAAAUYAUCGCUUUCUCUACAUCUAGCCAAUUAGGCCUCAUAAUAGUAACAAUUGGCAUUAACCAACCCUACCUGGCAUUUCUCCACAUUUGCACCCACGCCUUUUUCAAAGCCAUGUUAUUUAUAUGCUCCGGCUCUAUUAUCCAUAGCCUAAAUGAUGAACAAGACAUCCGAAAAAUAGGUGGCUUAUUCAAAGCCAUACCAUUCACUACAACAGCCUUAAUUAUUGGCAGCCUGGCAUUAACAGGAAUACCAUUUCUUACUGGGUUUUAUUCCAAAGACCUAAUCAUCGAAACCGCUAACACGUCGUAUACCAACGCCUGAGCCCUCCUAAUAACAUUAAUUGCCACUUCCUUCACAGCUAUCUACAGCACUCGUAUCAUCUUCUUUGCACUCCUAGGACAACCCCGAUUUCCAACCUUAAUAAACAUUAAUGAAAAUAACCCCUUUUUAAUGAACUCUAUUAAGCGCCUAAUAAUUGGAAGCCUUUUCGCAGGAUUCAUUAUCUCUAACAACAUUCCUCCAACAACAAUCACCCAAAUAACAAUACCCCAUUACCUAAAAAUAACAGCCUUAGCAGUGACAAUUUUAGGCUUCAUUCUAGCACUAGAAGUUAGCAAUAUAACUCAAAAUCUAAAAUUUAAUUACCCAUCAAACGCCUUUAAAUUCUCUAACAUAUUAGGAUAUUUUCCCACAAUCAUACACCGCCUGACCCCCUACAUAAAUCUGACAAUUAGCCAAAAAUCAGCCUCCUCUCUCCUAGACUUAAUCUGACUUGAAAGUAUUUUACCAAAAACAACUUCACUCAUACAAAUAAAAAUAUCAGUAAUAGUAACAAAUCAAAAAGGCUUAAUUAAACUAUAUUUCCUCUCUUUCUUGGUUACAAUCAUUAUCAGCACCAUCCUACUUAAUUUCCACGAGUAA
Molecule: messenger RNA, 1821 nt
Organism: Odocoileus virginianus texanus
Lineage: Eukaryota; Metazoa; Chordata; Mammalia; Artiodactyla; Cervidae
Source: the annotation of a RefSeq genome assembly